This is a messenger RNA of Triticum aestivum (bread wheat), 926 nucleotides long. RefSeq names its product putative ripening-related protein 5. Bases 246 to 815 code for a protein of 189 amino acids. The transcript has a single exon. Lineage: Eukaryota; Viridiplantae; Streptophyta; Magnoliopsida; Poales; Poaceae. The record is from RefSeq and is a predicted model, not a curated record.
UCACGCUGAGGCGCAGAAUAUGUCCGUCCUAUUUAUCAAACCAUUUGGUACGUUACGGACUUCCAUGUCUGAACUUAUCAACGAUUUGCCGUGGAGAACAUGCAACUAGUCCGUGUUCACAACUGUCAACUGAAGUAGAUCACUAUAUAAAGUCGAGCCUGCAGCUCUCUAACCACGCAAAAACAAACCAGUAAGCAGCAAAUAAGAAAAAGAGGGUUACAGUUCAAGUGUGUUCAGUAGCUAAGAUGGCUACCGCAAGAGCUCUAGCCACCAUGGCGAUCUUCCUGCUGAUGGCGCUCUCCACCUCCCACCUCGCGUCCUCGCUCCGCCCGGGCCUCGGCGUCUGCCGUGCAAGUGGCUAUCUUCCAGGAAAGUCGGGCAACUGCGAGAAGAGCAACGACCCGGACUGCUGUGAGGAUGGCAAGAGAUACCCGCAAUACCACUGCUCGCCCCCGGUCACCGCGACCACCAAGGCCGUCUUGACGCUCAACAGCUUCGAGAAGGGCAAGGACGGCGGCGGCCCAUCGGAGUGUGACAACUCCUACCAUAGCGACGAGGAGAUGGUCGUCGCGCUCUCCACCGGCUGGUUCAAGAACAUGGCCCGUUGCGGGCACCGUAUCAAGAUCAGUGCCAAUGGAAACUCCGUGUACGCCAAGGUGGUGGACGAGUGCGACUCCGUGUAUGGCUGCGACGAGGACCACAACUACGAGCCACCCUGUGCCAACAACAUUGUCGACGCGUCUCCGGCGGUGUGGAACGCGUUGGGGCUCGACCAGAACGUCGGCAUGGAGGGCAUCACCUGGUCUGACCAGUGAGCACCUUUGGUUUUUCUAAACGAAGGUGAGCGCAGGUUGCUGGCUGUGCUCGUACCACUUUGUCGGUCACAGUGUCAUGUAUAUAACUUUCGUUGUCAGUUACACAGAUCC